Lagenorhynchus albirostris (white-beaked dolphin) is the source of this 1890-nucleotide messenger RNA. RefSeq lists its product as uncharacterized. Gene Ontology annotation, molecular function: aspartic-type endopeptidase activity. Gene Ontology annotation, biological process: proteolysis. The record is from RefSeq and is a predicted model, not a curated record. Lineage: Eukaryota; Metazoa; Chordata; Mammalia; Artiodactyla; Delphinidae. Bases 1 to 1890 code for a protein of 629 amino acids. The transcript is spliced from 4 exons.
AUGCGCACAAACUCGAUCUGGCGGGAGCCCCUCUUAGUGCCUGCAGAGACCGGGGCCGGCACAUGGGGAGAGAAGGUGCAAUGGCAGCCCCACCCUUUACGCAUCACUCAACAAUGGCAUUUCGCUUCUAAGGCUUUCCGGGCUUCCCCAAGAGCAUUCCCGGUUGUGGAGCUCCCCACUCCCAUCCUCUCAGGCUGUCUCCUCGAAGUGGAGGGGAAACCUGUUCAAUUUUUGGUGGAUACCGGAGCCCAGCACUCCGUCCUUCUCCACUCAAAAGGUCCUAUCUCAGCUAAAAGGUCAUGGGUACAAGGAGCCACUGGGAAUAAACAAUAUUCAUGGACCACACGAAGGACAGUAGAUCUUGGGAUUGGACGAGUAACCCAUUCAUUUUUGAUUAUUCCGGAAUGCCCCUAUCCUUUGCUGGGAAGAGAUUUACUCUCCAAAGUAGGGGCUCAAAUCCACUUUCAGCCAGAAGGUCCCACCAUAACUGAUAAUAAAGAAAGGUUACUUCAAAUAUUGACUAUGAAAUUAGAAGAUAAAUAUAAAUUAUACGAGCAGCCUUCAUCCUCACGAGUUAAUGUUACAGAUUGGGUAACUCGGUUCCCUCAAGCCUGGGCAGAAACUGCCGGUAUGGGGAUGGCCAAAAAUCGGCCCCCGGUGCUAGUGGAACUCAAGGCAACUGCCACCCCAAUAACGAUCCGUCAAUACCCCAUGAGUAGAGAAGCCAAAGACGGUAUCCGUCCCCAUAUACAGAGGCUACUAGACUUGGGCAUCUUAAUAAGAUGUCAAUCAACAUGGAACACCCCUCUCCUGCCGGUAAAGAAACCAGGAACAAAUGAUUAUCGGCCGGUGCAGGAUCUACGAGAGGUAAACAAACGAGUGGCAGACCUCCACCCCACAGUUCCAAACCCUUACAACCUCCUGAGCACUCUUCCACCUCAACAUACGUGGUAUACUGUUUUGGACCUUAAAGAUGCUUCUUUUUGUUUAAGACUCUCUCCCCUGAGCCAACCCUACUUUGCCUUCGAAUGGAAAGAUCCAACAUCGGGAAUGUCUGGUCAGCUGACAUGGACACGGCUACCUCAGGGAUUUAAGAACUCCCCGACCAUCUUUGAUGAAGCCCUCCAUCAGGAUUUGGCAUUAUAUAAAGAAUCAAAUCCCCAGAGAGGGCUACUAACUUCAGGUGGCAAAGAAAUUAAAAACAAAGACAAAAUCGUGGCUUUGUUGACUGCACUCAUGCUUCCUACUACAGUCAGUAUCAUCCACUGCCCUAGACAUCAAAAAGGAAAUACCCCAAUAAUUAGGGGAAAUAAUAUGGCUGACCAAGUGGCCCGAGAAAUAACAUCGGGAAAAGUCAUUUUAGGACUGUCAGAUAAAGUUCCUGAAAAACCAGGCCGCAAUGAAGAAAUCAUCCCGGCCACAACAAAAGGAACUUUGUCCCCUCGGCAAGCAGAAUCCAUGUUACAACAGAUGCACAGAUGGACACAUUUGGGGACUAAAAAGAUGGUAUCCUUGUUACAAAAAGCCGGGUACGAAACCCCUGAAAUGACAAAAUUAGCUGAACAAAUUGUGCAGGAAUGCGUCCUAUGUCAACAGGUAAAUGCUCACAAAGAAAAACUUGAAACUGGAAAGAGACUCGGGGGGACCGCCCAGGAACUUACUGGGAGGUGGACUUUACCGAAGUGUGUCCUGGAAGGCUACUGGGACUCCAAUUGGUCCAGAAAGAAAUAUGGUCCCAACUCGCCGAGGCCUACCAACCGGGAACACCGGGAGAAACUCAUCCUUUCCAAGUCGGAGACUCCGUAUACGUCCGUCGGCAUCAAACCCAGACGUUGGAACCUCGAUGGAAAGGACCAUACACCGUCCUCCUCACCACCCCAGCGGCCAUAA